Molecule: messenger RNA, 3817 nt
Organism: Mus musculus (house mouse)
Lineage: Eukaryota; Metazoa; Chordata; Mammalia; Rodentia; Muridae
Gene: Scfd2
Product: Sec1 family domain containing 2
Exons: 5
Coding region: 124-1557 (477 amino acids)
Biological process (GO): vesicle-mediated transport
Source: RefSeq, marked validated
AGAGACAGGCCCACGUGUACUGUGUUGACUGUCAAAGUACUCAGUACCCGGAAGCCCUGCGUUCUGACCUGAGUUCCCGCCCGUACGCCGGUGAGACCCCUGGCCAGCUGGCGAUACGGGAUCAUGAGCGCCGCGGGCAUACUGGCCUUUGCCCAGCAAGGCUGGGAGCAGGUGCUGGCCAAAGUGAAGUGGUCCGUGGUCUACCUGGACGCUGCCUGCGCCGAGAGCCUGCACUGGAGCUGCGGAUCCAGCCGGCUUCUGGAGGCGGUGAAGGGUCCUGCGUGUCACCUGCGGGAAUUUGAACCCCAGGCCAUUGGCGGGGGAGCCAAGCAGCCCCGGGCGGUUUUCGUUUUGAGCAGCCCGCUGAAAGGCCGGAUCGUAGACACUCUACAGAGUAUCAUUUGCCGCAGUCACUUUCAGCACUGUGUGGUGGUCACAGCCGUGAGCCACGCAGUCCACCUCACUGCUAACCACGUACCGGCCGCUGCAGCGGCCGAGCUCGAGGGGCAGCAGCCGGUGUUCGAACAGCUGGAGGAGAAGCUCUGUGAGUGGAUGGGCAACGAGAACUAUACGGCCGAGGUGCUCCACGUCCCGUUGUUUCUCGCCCCUGUUGCCUCCCAUCUCGCUUUUACUCCAGCCUUUGCUACCCUCUUCCCACUGCUACCUCAGGAUGUCCACGCUCUUAACAGUGCCAGACCCGACAAGAGGAGGCUGAGCAGCUUGGGUGAGGUGGAUGCCACUGCCCUAACCCCAGAGCUGCUGCUGUACAUCAGAUGCCUCGUGUCAGGCCUCAGUUCUCUGUGUGAACAUCUAGGGGUACGAGAGGAGUGUUUCGCCGUGGGUCCCCUCAGUCGGGUCAUCGCUACAGAUCUGGCAAAUUAUGCCCCCGCCAAGAACAGGAAAAAGACUGCUACAGGCAGGGCUUCUGUGGUCUUUGUGGAUAGAACUCUGGAUCUCACAGGAGCGGUUGGACACCACGGAGACAACUUAGUAGAGAAGAUCAUGUCAGUGCUUCCACAGCUUCCAGGCCACACCCACGACGUGAUGGUCAACAUGGCCGAGCUCACUGCUGUCCAGGCUGUGGAGGAAAACCAGAACGUGAUUGCACCAGGCUGCCUUGCCCCAUCCAAUGAGGCCUCAGCCAAGGCCCUGUGGGAAGCCUUACUGAACUCCAAGCACAAAGAGGCAGUGAUGGAAGUUCGGAGACAUCUAGUGGAAGCAGCCAGCAGAGAGAACCUGCCCAUCAAGAUGAGUAUGGGAAGAGUCACUCCAGGGCAGCUCAUGUCCUAUAUUCAACUCUUCAAGAACAACCUCAGAGCUCUUAGAAAUCACUGUGGGCUUCUACAGCUUGGGAUGGCCACAGUUCAAACUCUGAAGCACCCACAGACUGCCAAGUGGGAUAACUUCCUGGCAUUUGAAAGGCUCCUUCUACAGUGCUCCUUUGUCCUCAGAGCAUGUGGUCACCUACUACAUUCCUGCCAUGGGACCAUGCUUCCACCGGUGCCACGCCAGCCUCCGUGGGUCCAUCCUCCACAUGGAUGUCCUUUCAUUCCCUGAGGUUGGGACAACCCAUGCUGGGCCUAACCCCUGUGCUCCGAAGAUCUUAACGUCUUGUGGCUCUAACAGCCUGCGUUGGGCUAGUGUCACCUUUCCUGAGGGACUUUGUCCUCACCUGAUAACUACUAGCUCUAAGCCACUGGGCUCCCUCUCUCGUGCCCCCCACUGUAACAUGAGGACAGACUCUGUUCUACAAACCAGUCAUAUCUGCUAAGGUUAGCCUCUGGCGUCAAAAUGAGUCAAAGCAUCUCAAAGUAAGAUUUGAUAGAUUUUCCCCCUUAGGAUGACAAUAAUCUGAGGAUUUGGUUAGAAAGUGGAGCAAUUGAGUUUAUUUUGAGCACAAGGGCAACAUUUAGCUUUUCCCAAGGGCUUGAGAAACCUCAUUUGCAGCUAAGAGUUGGUUACUUCUUUAUGGUCUCAUUUAUACCACUGCCGCUGGGCCUCCUCCACUGUGACCCCUGCGCUGCUGCUGAGCCUUUUUCACUCUGACCCCAGUUGACUUUAUGGCUUAAGUCAGACUAAGAACUCCUAUCCUGGAAAAGUGGCACAUGGCACCCACUCUGUCUACUGCUCUGACUCACAGUCUUCUGAAAACCUCAGCCCAGGCUCUGGAAUACAAAGCUACUGAACCAGGCUUUUAACUAAGAGUUUAUUCAAAAUAAACGCUUUCAUCUACCAACAGUGAUUACACUUUAAAAAAUAGGGGACGGAAGAUUUUCAUAACUCUUUCUCUCCUUCUCAUCCCCAGAGUCCACAGCAGUGUUUUAAAUGUUGAACAUAUUUAUAGUAAUUGCCAAAUUAUUCAUUUACAAACAGCAUUGGCUGAACCCAGACACACAGACUUGUGAUACUAAUCAUAGGUGUGUUUGAUCAUAAAGAUACUUUCUUUGCUUAAGGAAUUGUAUUAUUUUAAAUCAAUUUUUUUUUCAGUUUACAACUGGGGGUGUUGAUUUUCUAAAAUCACUUUAUGAUUUUAUUUUCUAUGUGUGGGUGUUUUGCUUACAUACAUUUUCCCAUGGAGUCCAGAAGAGGGUGUUGGAUCCUCUGGAGCUGAAGUUGCACACAUUUGUGAGCCAUUGUGUUGGUGCUGGGGAUCACACCCAGGUCAUGUGCGAGUCGCCAGUGCACUCAGCUGCUGAGCCACCUCUUCAAAACUCACACGAAGUUAUUAGAACAUGUUAAAUUUAGUUUUAGCGGAUGUGUAACACACCAAAAAUUGUGCAUAUGAUAGAAUAACAUAAUGCUUUGAUUUAUGUGUAUGCAUUUAUGUAGUGUUCAAGUCAGAUUAAACAUAGCUCUGACACUAUUUUUCAUGAUAAAAAUUUUGCAUGUCCUUUGACAGGUUGUUUGAAAUGUGUGCUCUGCUGCUGUUACUUAGAGCAGCUGAGCUAUGCAGCAAUAGCACACUAGGACUUCAGGGCUAGUCUCUUAAAUCAAAACCUAGAGUCACUUAGUUUGGCAUUACAGAUGUGGAAUUUUCCAUUUUAAUAAUACAGCAAGAAAAUUUAGAUUAGAAAGUGAAACUGAAAUAUGAACACCGCAGUGUCUUGUGAUGCUUUGGUACUGAAGGAAACUAUAGGCACACUUCAGGUAGGUAGCAAGCACUCCGUUAGUAGGAACCAUCCACCAUGUGUUCUUUCAGAUGAGCAAACUAAGCAAAAUGUCUAUGUUAUCAUGUCAUACUGCUAAUAUAUUCUCUUCUGUACUUUACUCUUCUAAGUUAAAAUUUAUUGAAGAAAAAUGAGUGCAACUCAGAAAAAUGUUGUAUUUUAAAAGUUACUGUUUGAUAACAUUCAACAGUAUUUUUCUUUAAGUCUUCAGUAUAUAGCUGAUGUUUUUAUGCUAAUUGUCACCGGAAAAGGCUUUUAUUGGGUGUAAUAUAAUUUACAGUGGUUAUAAAAUGCUAGCAAGCUAUAGAAAAGAGGAAGCAGCUGUGUUUAUACUUCCUAUAGCACUCACAUGUAAAUAUAUAUGUUUUAUUCUUCUUUUGCUAUUGCUUUAUAUAAAACUAUCCAAUUUGGAAAAUAGGUUUUAAAUGAAAAGCUAAAUGACUAUAAAUUAAUUCAAGCUUAUAUAGGUAUAAUAUUCCCUUAGCUUAAAUUGUAUCUGUCUUUGCAAUCAAUGAAAAAAUAAGCAUAUGAUUUUUAAAGUUGUCAAAGUAGUUUUUUAAGGGUAAGAUUUGUUUUUUUUCUAUUAAAUUGUAGAUUACCUUUUUCUAAAACAAACUACAUUUAAGAAAGUAAAUAAUAAUAUAUCUGCU